AUGGUCGUGAAAGGAAAGAAGGACGGCAAGCGCAAGGCGGCAGAGGAAAGCGCAGGUGGGGAGGAGGAGGAUGUGUCGUCCAUGCAGGCAGUCAAGAUGGCCAAGUCAAAGCUUUCUGCUUUGGAGAAGAAGAAGAAGGCCAAGAUUCCGGACGACGACGAGGACGAGGACGAGGAUGAGGUGCCGGCACCAAAGCGGGCCAAAGCCAAAGCAAAGGCGAAAGCAAAGGCCGCGGCAGACGACGAUGACGACAGCGACGACGACGAGCCCGCCCCUAAAGCGAAAGCAAAGCCAAAGGCAAAAGCAAAGGCGGCAGCAGACGACGAUGACGACAGCGACGAUGAUGAGCCAGCUCCCAAAGCAAAGGCGAAAGCAAAGGUUAAAGCGAAAGCAAAAGCCGCGGCAGACGACGAUGACGACAGCGACGACGACGAGCCCGCCCCUAAAGCGAAAGCAAAGCCAAAGGCAAAAGCAAAGGCGGCAGCAGACGACGAUGACGAUAGCGACGAUGAUGAGCCAGCUCCCAAAGCAAAGGCGAAAGCAAAGGUUAAAGCGAAAGCAAAGGCCGCGGCAGACGACGAUGACGACAGCGACGACGACGAGCCCGCCCCUAAAGCGAAAGCAAAGCCAAAGGCAAAAGCAAAGGCGGCAGCAGACGACGAUGACGACAGCGACGAUGAUGAGCCAGCUCCCAAAGCAAAGGCGAAAGCAAAGGUUAAAGCGAAAGCAAAAGCCGCGGCAGACGACGAUGACGACAGCGACGACGACGAGCCCGCCCCUAAAGCGAAAGCAAAGCCAAAGGCAAAAGCAAAGGCGGCAGCAGACGACGAUGACGACAGCGACGAUGAUGAGCCAGCUCCCAAAGCAAAGGCGAAAGCAAAGGUUAAGGCCAAAGCAAAAGCGGCGGCAGAUGACGAUGACGACAGCGACGAUGAUGAGCCCGCUCCUAAAGCAAAGGCCAAGGCAAAGGCCAAAGCAAAGGCCGCCGUAGACGACGAUGAGGACAGUGACGAUGACGAGCCGGCUCCGAAAGCAAAGGCCAAAGCUAAAGCCAAAGCAAAGGCCGCCGCAAAGGACGAUGACGAUGAUGAUGACGACGAUGAUGAUGAUGACGAGCCAGCCCCGAAGCCCAAGGCCAAAGCAAAGCCCAAGGCCAAGGCUGCAGCAGAAGAUGACGACGACGACGACGACGAUGACGAUGACGAGCCUGCGCCCAAAGCUAAAGCAAAGGCCAAAGCCAAGGCCGCAGUGGAAGAGGACGACGAUGACGAGGAGGAGGAGGAAGAGGAGGUGCCUCCUCCGAAGGCGAAGAAAGCCAAGACCGAAGGCGAUGGCAAGGAGUCCAACGAAGUGUUCGUCGGCGGCUUGCCGUUCUCGACCAGUGAAGAGCAGGUCAAAAAGGACUUCGAAGAGUGCGGAGAGAUCGUCAAGUUUAGCAUGCCAAAGAAUGACGAGGGCAGGCCCAAAGGCAUCGCCUUCAUCACCUACAAGACGAAAGAAGGUGUGGAAGCAGCGCUCAAGUACAACGGCGACGACUACGGGGGCCGCACCUUGAAGGUGAACCUGGCCUCGGAGGGCGGCAAGGGCAAAGGUAAGGACAAGGGCAAGGACAAAGGCAAGGGCAAAGGAAAGGACAAGGGCAAGGGAAAAGGAGGUGGCCAAAAUGACGAGCUCACGGUUUGCGUCAAGGGUUUAGCAUAUUCCCUGGACCCCGAGACCGUCGAGAAGGACUUUGCCGAGUGUGGUGAAGUGGUCUCGUGCAGAUGUCUCAAGAAUGAGGACGGACAACUCAGGGGCAUCGCCUUCAUCGAGUACAAGGAUGAAGAGGCUGUCAAGAAGGCCCUGGAGUUCCAUGAGACGGACUACAACGGAAGGACGAUCUACGUCAACAAGGCAGGCGAAGGUAAGGGCAAAGGCAAAGACAAGGGAAAGGGCAAAGACAAGGGCAAGGGCAAGGAUGGCAAGGGCAAAGACAAAGGUAAAGGGAAAGGUAAGAAGGGCAAGAUGAGCUCUGCAACCAAGGCGGCCAAGGACGGAACCAUGGUCGAGUCCACAGGCACCAAGCAGACCUUCGACGAUUCGGACGAGGAGGAGGAGAGGCCUGCGAAGAAGGCCAAGGUGGCCAAGAAAGUUGUGGAGGAGGAGGACGACGAUGUGCAAGACCCGGAGCUGAGUGAGAGCCCCCUCCGUCGAAUAGUCUCCAAAGGCUCCUUGAAGAGGAACACGAGCUCCUCUCUCGGCAAUCUCUUCACAUACGUUUAUGCCUGCUUGUUGAGCCUGCAGCACGGCAGCAGUCACUCGCAGUGCGUCGGCUUCGAUUCCACAUCGGCCGACUUGAAGGAACACUUUGGGAGCCUGCAGGCCUUGAGCAAUGUGGGAACCAAAGAAACGGACUUCUCCAUCUCAUGGAACCUGUACCGCUUCAGGCUCGGGCCAGCUCAAGAGGAGCGGCCUAUCUGCAAGAACUCCAAGGCGCAGACGCAGCAUCACUCGGAGGAGUGGCGGAGACGGCCAUCGCACUCCAAGGGGGAGGCCAGCAAGGCCUUUGCGGCAGUGGCGCAAAAUGCCUUGGGCUCUCCGGCACCCGCGCCGCCUUUGCCGCCAUCGCACGUGCGCACGGAGCCGGGAGGUCACCUCUCCCUGGAGCGGGCAGGAGGACUGCUCGACGUCGAACUGCAAGGCAGCCCGUCCGUGCGGCCAGAUCGGGGACCAGCAGCGCUGGCCGGCACGGCCACAGCCGCAGGCAAAGGUCGAGCCGCCGGGCGCCGGACCAGCGAGGGCACAAGCUCCGAGAAGCCCCAGCCAGGCCUGGCCCGCAAGAGUUCGCUACCUGCAGCCAUGCUGUCGCCGGCCAGCGAGGUCAUCCGCAAGUCCUUGCACAGCACCCUACAGAAGUUCGAAGCUGAGAACGAGCCCGAUCUCCCCGAUGUCGCUGCUCCCACGAGGGAAGUUGCGAGGCGGGAGCUAGAAGCCAGGCACCUGUACAGGGAGGCCGAGAACGAGGCGGAGCAGAAGGAGCAGAAGCUGGGAGCCGAGAGGGACGGCCCAGAGUUUGCAAGGGACCCGGCUGGCGACGGUGGGUCCUCCACCGCGAAAGCCGCGAAAUCCGCGAAAACGGUCGCGGCGUGCACGUUUACCACUGGCUCCACGAAUGCGGACGUGGAGAUGGAUGCCAAUGGUGGAACAGCAGAGCAAGAUCUCCUCGAUCUGCUGCCGCCUGGGCCUGGAUCUUUGACAGGUGAGAGCAAUCAGGAGUACAAGAGCGAGCUCAAACGCGAGCAACGAGGCUCUGGGCCGGAUGCAUCUGAUGCGACCGUUGACACGUCCGACGGCAUCCAGGGCCUGCACCGGGUCGACUCUCCCGAGAGCCAACAGAGCCCCAGGAGCCAACCGAGCCAGCGGAGCCCAAGGGCGCCCUGGGAAAAGAUACCUUCCAGGAGGAUGCUCUCAGGAGAAGGAGGAGAAGGAGCUGGAGACGAGAGCACUGCGCAGAGCACUUCUCGAGCUCCCGAGGCGGCUGUCCAAGACCCAGCGGCGCAGAGGGCGAUGCACACAGAGCCACACGGCGCAGAGCCGCACGGCGCGGAGCCGCACGGCGCCGAGCGCAGAAAGGGAAAGGGCGGGACGCUUGCAACAGGCGAGAGCGACGGAGCGGGCGCUCCGGGCGCUCCGGGCGCUCCGGGCGCUUCCCGCAACUCGGAGGGCUCCAGGGUCUCAAGGCAAGGCCUCGAGCGACUGGAGAGGCCGCCCUCGCGCGAGGGUAUGGCAGGCUUGGACUUGGACCCUUUAGAGCCCCCAGAGCCUGAGCCACUGGAGCCUUUGGAGCCUCUGGAGCCUCCAGAGGCUCCCCAGCAUCCGGAGCGUCCGAGCCCGGGCCGCUCAAAGCGCUCGGAUGGUUCCAAAGAGGCUCCGAAGAGGAGGCCCUCGAGGAAGGACACGGAAGCCGAGGAGCUGCGCAGUCGACAGGCAUCGGCAGCCGCCGCAGGUAAGGCCGGCAGGCGCCGGAGCUCAAGGAAGAGCAGCAAGGGAGCAGCGAUGGCCCGUGGUGCAGAGGGGGACAAGAAAGUCGAGGAGUCACUUCCGAUGGGGCGCGAUGCCAGAACAAAGGAGCCCGGGCGGGACUCGCCAGGCUCCAAGGACUCGGACUCCGAGCCGGAGUCCGCCGUCACCGACAAUGACCUCUCAGAGUUCCUGCAGGAGCUUUUUUCACAGUACAGCACCUCGCGCGACAAGAAGGGCCGGCCUCUGAUGUCGAAUGCUGGUCUGCGACGCUUCUUGCAGGAUUUCACCUUCGGCCCGCCCCCCAGCCGCCCCUCGGCGGCUGCGCAGGCGCACCUGGCCGCACAGGCCGACGUCCGCUACGACGAAGAGAUCGAGCGCCAGAACAACAUGCCGACAGUGUUUGAUCUCACCAAGAGCGAUGCCAACCGCGGCCUUUGCUUCAAGUCCUUCGACAUCGUGGUCAACCAGGCGCGCCUUCUGUCACUUCUUCAUGGCGCUCCCUCAUGGCGCUCCCCCGAUUUUUUUAAUAAACGCCUUCCGACCGCUCUUUUUCCAGACUUUUUCACCUUGCCCCCGCAUGGUUUCCCACAUUUUGAUCACUCACAGACACACACAAUCAGUCGGCUCUCAGGGCACAGCAGGCACCGCUGCGCAAGCCAUGAGGGCUGCCAAUGCUUGCUUGGGUGUUGA
This is a messenger RNA of Symbiodinium natans, 4692 nucleotides long. Lineage: Eukaryota; Dinophyceae; Suessiales; Symbiodiniaceae. The record is from the annotation of a GenBank genome assembly.